Lathyrus sativus (Indian pea) is the source of this 1320-nucleotide messenger RNA. NCBI's taxonomy places the organism in Eukaryota, Viridiplantae, Streptophyta, Magnoliopsida, Fabales, Fabaceae. The record is from the annotation of a GenBank genome assembly.
AUGGCAGUUAGAAGAAGAAACGUGCUUAUUCUCAUAAGCACUUUUUCAACUAAUUUCUCCACCAUUUCUCAUCAUCACACUUCUCAUUACAGAAAACAAAUUUCACUCGCUAAUCUCUUCCAAUCCUUCGGUUUUCCCUCUUCCAACCUUCACCAUUUCCUCUCCCACACCCACUUCCUUUUCAACUCCGAUCUAUCACACCUUCGCAAAUCACUCUCCACUCUCUUUUCCUUCAAAAUUCCACAGAAAACCCUAAUUUCCCUCGUUCACGAUUGCCCUUCUGUCUUAGAACCCCAAUUUCUACAUCAUUGGGAAUUAGCUUUUCCUCAAUUAAAAUCCAAGGAUUUCAAUCCUUCCCCGUUGAUGAUCGCGAACUUGUUGCGAUGUUCUAGAAAGUUCCAGUUAAACCCCCUUGAACUCUCCCAAAAAGUUGAGAUUUUUAAGGGGUUAGGGUUUUCCGACGAUGUUACGGCUAGGGUUUUGGAAGAAUUUCCCAGCGCGGUUGUAAUGACUGAGAAUAAAAUUGUUGGCGUAAUUGAUUUUCUUGUGGAGUUCGGUGUUCCAAGAGAUGAAAUCGAUAGGGUUGUUCGAUUGUAUCCUAGGGUUUUGGGAUUCGGAAUUGAAGAUAAGUUGAAGCCGCUGAUUCAUGAGCUGAGGGGAUUAGGAUUUUCUCGCCGUGAGAUUAAGACGGAGGUUCUUAGGGAUCCGGGUAUUCUGGGAAUGGAGAUUGGGGAAUUUUCGCGGUGUUUGAAGCUUUUGCAGAGUUUGAAAUGCAGGCAGGUAAUUAAAGAGAGUAUUUUUGGAGAUGGUUUGGUUAGAGCUUGUUUUGAAGUGAAACUGAGAGUGGAUUGUUUGUGUGAUCACGGUUUGAUUCGUAGGGAUGCGUUGAAGGUAUUGUGGAAGGAACCGAGGUUGAUGACUUACGAGUUGGAGGAUAUUGAGAAGAAGAUUGAGUUUUUGGUUCAAAGGAUGAAGUAUAGUGUUGAUUGUUUGCAUGAAGUUCCUGAAUAUUUGGGUGUGAAUUUUGAGAAACAGAUUGUUCCUAGAUACAAUGUGAUUGAGUAUUUGAAAGGAAAAGGUGCAAUUGGGUUUGAAAUUGGAUUGAAGGAUAUUAUCAAACCAACUAGGGUUAGGUUUUAUAAUCUUUAUGUUAAGCCUUAUCCAGAAUGUGAAAAAAUAUAUGGCAGAUUUUCGGGUAAGGUUGAAGUUAAACGAAAGCAUCCGGAUGGACUUUGGAAGCUGUUCAAACCACAGAAGUUCACUCAAACCAGUAAAGAUGUGAAGAACAUGAAGGCUUUCAUGGAUUCCUCACUGGUGUAG